Molecule: messenger RNA, 1387 nt
Organism: Dendronephthya gigantea
Lineage: Eukaryota; Metazoa; Cnidaria; Anthozoa; Malacalcyonacea; Nephtheidae
Product: putative deoxyribonuclease TATDN3
Exons: 11
Coding region: 369-1190 (273 amino acids)
Molecular function (GO): hydrolase activity, acting on ester bonds
Source: RefSeq, a predicted model, not a curated record
UUAUAUGUAAAUAAUAACCACUGCUUUAGUGAAAUUGAUUUAGGAAAAUUCUAGCCACGUAUUGAACAAAAACAAGGAGAAGAGUCAGAAGACAUUUUGAUUUGAAACCACAAAUUUAAAUCCCUGUUUCCCGCGGAAGCAGUCGAGAAAUGGCGGAUCACAUGGUUCCUUUUGAGUAGAAAAGAUUGAGUCCGUCUCCCUCCUGGUUUUCAUGAAAAUAUUCUCGGUUUUUGAGAUAUAUUUUUUCAUACUUUAUCUAAAAAGAUAUAAUUGCUUCCCUUUUCCCGCGGCACUGCUAAAUCUACAGUGAACUCUACUAUAGACAGUAUAUAGUAGAGUUCACUGUAAAAUAUAUAUUGAUAGCACAGAUGAACUGUUAUAUAGAUUGUCACGCACAUUUGUCAGCAAAUGAAUUCGAUGAGGACAUCGAUGUGGUACUUAGUCAAGCGAAAGAAGUUGGAGUUGGUGCUAUAUUGGCUGUGACAGAAUUCAAGAGUGAGUUUGAAAAAGUGAUUUCUUUGUCAGAAAGAUUUCCUGACAUUGUGGCACCAUGCCUUGGUAUUCACCCGGUACAAGGAGAUCCCAAGAAGAAGCAAAGACCAGCAAAUCCUGAGGAUCUUGUUGGGGUGGAGGAAUUUAUAAGGUUGCACAGAGAGAAGUUAUUUGCAAUAGGUGAGAUUGGUCUGGACCUUACACCCAGAUACUUUGAUCCAAAUAAAAAAGAUAUUCUAAGAGAAGGUCAAUAUGAAGUAUUUUUAAAGCAGAUUGAAUUGGCGAAAGAGCUUGAUCUUCCUGUAAAUGUGCAUUCAAGAUCAGCAGGAAGACCAACCAUAAACUUUCUGAAAGAAAAUGGUGCAUCAAAAGUAUUGCUCCAUGCGUUCGAUGGUAAACCAUCUGUGGCAAUGCAGGGUGUUGAUGCUGGAUAUUAUUUUUCUUUUCCACCAAGUAUCAUCAGAUCAGAACAGAAGCAAAAGCUGGCAAAAGUGCUGCCAUUGUCAAAUAUUUUGCUUGAGACAGACAGUCCUGCUCUGGGGGUCGAAAAACAGGCUCGAAAUGAACCGAAAUUUAUUCAGAAAUCGUGUGAAAUGAUAGCGAAAAUCAAAGGAUUAAAACCGGAGCAAGUUAUGGUGGAAACAACGAAAAAUGCCCUCAAACUUUUCCCCAAGUUACAACGAUAUAUCAGGAUAUAGUAGGCUUUACUUUCUAUAUUUCAUUGAGUGCAAUUUUUUCAUAAAACCCGGCGCCAAAUCAUCUUGAAUAAACAACUAUGAAAGCUGAACGACUGCAGCUAUAAAGUAUAAUCAAUUUGAUCUGAAAUGGCGGGAAAGGAGUGGGACUAGUUGUCAAAAAAAAUCCAUUUCUCGGUUGAAACCACAUUUGAAACCAU